AUGUCUUCCUCCAAAACUAUAGAGUUGACUGACUUGGAGAUAUCACAACUUAUCGAUGUGAAAAAACAGCUCGAGGCGGAAUUGGCACAUUUAUCCACAUCAUAUGGGCAACUCAAACAAGCCCAGAAUCGGUUUCAAGACUGCGUCGAGUCUGUUGAAGAGAUUCAAUUGGCAGAUAUAGAAAAAGUCAUUGUUGAUGUCGGGACUGGCUACUACGUCGAGAAGGAUAUUCCCGAUGCAAUAAAAUUUUACGUCGAAAAGGUUGACUAUGUGAAGAAAAAUCUCGAGACUCUGGAUCAAACAAUAACAAUAAAGCAGAACAACUUACAAGCCACAAUUGACGUAAUGCAGAUGAAGAUUUCACUUAUGGCAAAUGCUAAACCGUCCUCUUCGAAAUAA
Paraglomus occultum is the source of this 399-nucleotide messenger RNA. NCBI's taxonomy places the organism in Eukaryota, Fungi, Glomeromycota, Glomeromycetes, Paraglomerales, Paraglomeraceae. The record is from the annotation of a GenBank genome assembly.